Molecule: messenger RNA, 1307 nt
Organism: Fimicolochytrium jonesii
Lineage: Eukaryota; Fungi; Chytridiomycota; Chytridiomycetes; Spizellomycetales; Powellomycetaceae
Exons: 1
Coding region: 254-1192 (312 amino acids)
Source: RefSeq, a predicted model, not a curated record
AUGGGCUGGAGUCAAGAAAGUUGAGCGAAUACCUCUAUAAAGCACGCGGUCGUGUAGCCUGGCCCGUUUCCGUUCCGCUCCAUCUUGCGCGAAAGGGCUUGACUGGGCAGUGUUUUUCCACGUGCAGUCCAAGAUCGGCAUUCUCGCCGCGCCGGUAGCUGUCCUUGUUCGUGGGCGGUAAUGGCGGCAUCCGCUCUCUCUCCGCUUUCCAUGCGAUAAAGAGGUUUUGGCCCCGUGGGUUUGGAAGAAGGGCAUGCUUGCGACUGGAAGGAUUACCGCAAGAUCGCCCCCCGUUCCCUUUUGCCCCCCUCCCUUCUUAGUAUGGUGCAUGGACCCGUUCUUUGUGUGGGCCAUGGACGCUCGAGGCAAAAAAGCUCGCCGGGUCUGGUGGACAAGCAAAGCAUCCAUUCUGUUGUGUCACUACAGAAGUUCCCACCAUGAUUCAACAAUGACAUUCAAAAAUCUGGUUCUUCCCCGAAAGGGCUGCCCCUUUGUUGGGGGGGUCCAGCUCUUUGGGACCGAAUCUAGACGAGUCGGAGUUGCGGUCCGAGCCCGUUUUUCGGACCCCUGGUGGCCAUGUGCGAACAAGCAUGUGCACAUCUCCGUUGAAUGUGCCCACAUCCAAUCAAGUGUCGGCAUGGAGGACGAGACGAUGAAACAUUCCCAUAUUUCACCCCGCAUGUGCAUAUUCUCUUCGCCGAACAGAAUGUCAGUAAGAUCUUCCCCCAUUUCUCAGAACGGUUGGACCUUCGCCUUGCCGCGUCCCCUAGGCGCAAGAUGUGAGAUGGAUUGUUCUGCGGCUCUUGGGAUGCACCGCUCUACGCUCGACAUUCCAUCCGCCGUUUCACAGGAUCGAUGUGAAACCGCCCGUCAUGACUUGUGCGUAAAUCAGAUGCAGCAAGCGAGGGAGGCUGUCGCGGAUCUACUGUUUGGAUGCGCUGACGUAGCAAGAGAGUCCUCGAGUACCUGCUUCAUCCCCAUCGGCGGACUCUGUAUCGCCCCCGAACAAUAUCAUGCACGGGGAUCGGAUACAGCUCCUACGGAAAAACGUGCGCAUAGCAUGGGUUUCCCAAAACGUGGGCAGCUCUGCGCCGGCCACUAUACCAUCGAGGGGUUCCAGACCACAUAUCUCAUCCCAUCCCACGCGCGCGGGUGGGGUGAGGCCUUCCGUCGACGUCGCCAAGAAUGCUGACCAGCAACUUGUCCGAUUUCCAGUUUGGGGAACCGGGAAAUGUGUGGGAGUAUAGAUAGAUCCCAGCCUCUUCCAUGACGCCGAAGUGACUCUUGAUGUCCGUGACGGUGAGUUG